AGAUAUGAAAACCAACAAACAACACUAACAAGAGAAAAACGCCAAUUCUUUUCUUUUUUGCAUUUCAACUCAGAAGAGCCUCAGCAGAUUGAAGAAAGAAAGAACAGCCAUGGGAGGAGGAACCAUGCAUAUUGACCUGCCCACCAUCCACAUCAAACAUUCUUCUUCUUCUUCUUCUUCGAAGCUUCCAGUUUCAUCCAGUUACGUUGCCACUGUUAAACCCUCUUGUUCUGCUAGAUACUGUUUCUGUGGAAGUGAGAGUUGCAGAAAACUAGAGCUUGCAUAUGGAAAAGAAGACAAAAGAGCAAGUGGGUCUAAUCUGAGCUCUGUUUUUGGGCCUGUUCCUUCCCAAUUUGAAGUCCAAAAUGCAAUAACUGCUCUUCUCAAUUUUAUGCAAGGGAUAACUUCAUCUCAGCCAGAGUUUCAAUGGCUUCAGCAAAUAUUGGAUUGCUGUGUUACAAGAAAGUUGCUCUCAUAUGGACAAAGAAGAGUUUAUGAGGCUUUCCAAUUGUUACCGACGGAUCCUUGUGUUAAGAGACUGGUGGUCUCCCUUUCAUCUGAUAAAGCCCUAUGGGAAGCUGUUACCAACAAUGAGUUGGUCAAGAAGCUCCAAGAGCCUAUCUUCCCUGGGCUGCCUCCGAGUGAAAACGAGGAACCAGAAUUAUCUACACGAAUUAUGAGGUGGAUUAUGGAUGUUACAAAAGCAAAAAUUAUGCAACUUAUUGAGACAUUUCAAUCACUCGUGAAUGAGAUGUUUCUACCUCCAGAAACUCCUCCGAGUGAAAACCCUACGGCGGACGAUGAGGAUCAGUUUGAAGCAAAAGUUAGGUCUUCAUUGCUUCUCUCUGUUGUGAUUCUCUUAAUUGUGGUUGUUACUCGAUUCCAUAAGGCCUGAUCACCGGAUUAGCUUCUGAAAAUGGUUGUACAAAGAUAAGCACCUUGGCCAUCAUAAGUCCCAUUUAUGCACAAAUAUUGUUUUAUUAAAUAAAGUUUUAAAUCAUCUUUUGCCACUGUCA
Prunus dulcis (almond) is the source of this 1016-nucleotide messenger RNA. RefSeq lists its product as uncharacterized. Lineage: Eukaryota; Viridiplantae; Streptophyta; Magnoliopsida; Rosales; Rosaceae. The transcript has 4 exons. The coding region runs from base 110 to 895 and encodes 261 amino acids. The record is from RefSeq and is a predicted model, not a curated record.